This is a messenger RNA of Lates calcarifer (barramundi perch), 9369 nucleotides long. It is a transcript of the gene rxfp1, whose product is annotated as relaxin family peptide receptor 1. Gene Ontology annotation, biological process: G protein-coupled receptor signaling pathway. Gene Ontology annotation, cellular component: membrane. The coding region runs from base 258 to 2627 and encodes 789 amino acids. The transcript has 18 exons. The record is from RefSeq and is a predicted model, not a curated record. NCBI's taxonomy places the organism in Eukaryota, Metazoa, Chordata, Actinopteri, Centropomidae. Gene Ontology annotation, molecular function: G protein-coupled receptor activity; protein binding.
UCUUUAGACCUUUCUCUCUGUCGAAGUGGCUGCAGACCGAAUCGACCGUGCGAAGAGGCUACAGGCUCUCCCCCCUGCUGCCGCGUGCUCCCCGCGUUUGUCCAUCAACAGAAAGACGCGAACAAACUUUUGGUGAUAUCUCUUUUUUAUUUUUUACGCACAGGUUCCCCGAUUUGGACAAGCAGUCGAGAAUAUCUCUACUCUACCCGCUUUCCCCCACCACCCGCGCGAUUUUCACAAAAACUUCAAGAGGUACCAUGCAAGUUUAUUUGGCUGUGAUAUUCGCUUAUGGAGUCUUGGCGCUCAAUAUCACAGAGGAGAAGGCGACAUGCCCCCUUGGAUAUUUCCCCUGUGGCAAUUUGACCAUGUGCCUCCCUCAGCUCAUGCACUGCAAUGGCAUCGAUGACUGUGGAAAUCAGGCAGAUGAGGAGAACUGUGGAGAUAAUAAUGGAUGGCCCCAUCUCUUCGACAAAUAUUUUGGCAUGCCGAGCUAUAAUACUGGGACCAAGUCCAAUGUAUGCUUGCUGGGUGCCGUUCCUGAGCUCUGCCAGUGCCGAGACCUUGAGCUGGACUGUGACAGCACACAGCUUCAAGAUAUCCCAGUGGUGGCGAUGAAUGUCACCAUGAUGUCUCUACAAAGGAACCAUCUUUGGAGGCUGAGAGCAAACAUAUUCUUUAAGUACCAGAGCCUACAGAAACUAUACCUUCAGCACAAUAAGAUUCAAGAUGUGAGUCCUGAUGCAUUCAGAGGGCUGUAUAACCUAACAAGACUAUAUCUGAGCUACAACAAGAUAUCCAUCCUGAUGCCAGGGGUGUUCCAGGACCUUCACAAGCUGGAGUGGCUGAUCCUUGAAAAUAACAACAUCCAUCAAAUAUCCUCCAUGACCUUCUCAGGAUUGAACUCUCUUGUUUUACUGGUUCUGUUGAACAACUCUUUGACAAAGCUGGAUGACAUCUGUCGAGAAAUGCCAAGAUUGAACUGGCUGGAUUUGGAGGGAAAUCUCAUAGAAACCAUUGGAAAUGUCUCAUUCUGCUCAUGCAGUAUGCUGACAGUUCUGGUUUUACAGCGAAACAGGAUCAGCCAUAUACACGAACAGGCUUUCUCUGUCCUCCGAAAGCUCGGAGAAUUGGACCUAUCCAACAACAGACUGGUGACAAUUCCACCCAAUCUCUUUGUCUUACUGGGGGAUUUGCUCCAACUGAAUAUAUCAUACAAUACCAUUGUGGAGCUCCAAGUUGACCACUUUGACAAGCUGCAUAAGCUCAAGUCAUUGAGCAUAGAGGGGAUAGAGAUUGGAAACAUACAACGGCGGAUGUUUGAACCUCUCAAAUACUUGACUCAUAUCUACUUUAAGAAGUUCCAGUACUGCGGCUACGCUCCUCAUGUGCGCAGCUGCAAGCCAAACACUGACGGCAUCUCGUCCUUCGAGGAUCUGCUGGCCAACAUCGUGCUGAGGGUCUUUGUCUGGGUGGUGUCUGCCACCACCUGCUUCGGCAACAUCUUUGUCAUCUGUAUGCGCUCGUACAUUCGCUCGGAGAACAAACUACAUGCCAUGUGCAUCAUCUCCCUCUGUUGUGCAGACGGCCUGAUGGGCAUCUACCUCUUCAUGAUUGGUGCAUAUGACCUGAAGUUUCGAGGAGAGUACAAUAGGCACGCUCAGGCCUGGAUGGACAGCAGUCAGUGUCAGGUCAUCGGCUCUUUGGCCAUGUUGUCCACUGAGGUAUCCGUCCUGCUCCUCACCUAUCUCACUCUGGAGAAGUACAUCUGCAUCGUCUACCCUUUCCAGUACUUGACACCUGGCUGGCGAAGAACUGUCACCAUCCUCCUCGGGAUUUGGGUGUUUGGCUUUAUUGUUGCCUUCCUGCCAUUGGCCUGUAAGGGGCUAUUUCGUAACUUCUACGGGACCAAUGGCGUUUGCUUUCCGCUGCACUCGGAGCAGCCUGAGACGCUAUGGGCUCAUGUUUACUCCAUCGUUAUUUUCCUGGGUCUGAACUUGGUGGCGUUCCUCAUCAUUGUUCUAUCAUAUGCAAGCAUGUUCUAUAACAUCCAAAGAACAGGCACUCAAACCACAAAAUACAGCAACCACAUCAAGAAAGAGGUGACCAUCGCCAAAAGGUUCUUUUCCAUCGUCAUUACUGACUCCCUUUGCUGGAUUCCCAUUUUCAUCCUCAAGAUCCUGUCACUGCUGCAGGUGGAGAUUCCCGGCACCAUCAGUUCCUGGGUGGUCAUAUUUAUUCUCCCCAUCAACAGCGCUCUUAACCCCAUCCUUUACACACUGACCACACGGCCUUUCAAAGAGACCAUCAUGCAGGUGUGGGCUAACUACCGGCAGAAGAGGCCACUGCUCAGCGGUCACCCAGCUCAUCAUCCGUCGCUCACCUGGCAGGAAAUGUGGCCCCUGCAGGAGAACAGCCAUGGCCUCACCCCGGGGCACCCACUGGAAAUGACAAGUGCGCUCGCCAAGCUCACCCCUGUGGAAAAUGCCAACGAGGAGUACAAUGGCACUGCUGCGUGCACGCAGCAGCAACAGAAGCAGCACACAGUCCUGUCAGUACGCUCACAAAAACAAACACCAAACAUGCUCACAAACAAUCACACACACACACAAACAAAUGAACUCAUUUAGGUGUCUUAACACCAAGUAAAUGCAAUUCAGGUUCAUUCAUCUCUGCAAGUAAGAGUAUUAAACCUGUUUAAAAAUACAAUUUAAACUGUAUUUUUAAAUGUGUUUAUAGUCAUAUAAUUUAUUUAUAAUUAACUCCUUGAUUUGUGCUCAGAUUUUUCCUUUGUGAUUAAAAAUCAUAGUUUUCAUUAAUGUUUUUGGACAUCCCACUGUGUGCCGCCAUCACAGCAGAGGGGUGAAGUCAGUGCAGAAAUCCCUUACAUGGCAGUACAGUUUGCCUAAUGAAGAAAAAAUCUCUAUCAAUACAGAACUGAAGUCCUGCCCCAGUUCUUGUUUAGUUUUUGUUCCACUAGUUUUCAUUGCUCAGUUUUAUUUCUCACAGAGGCCGUCUUUCAUUAUUCUCACUGGAAACUAAAAGAUGAUAGUGGAGUGUUCAGUCUAAGAUGUAACUCAAGAUUCACUUACCAACUCUUUCACUUUUAUCUUGCCAUGGAUUUUACUAAAAUAAUAAUAAUAAUAAUAAUAAUCAGUGUUAUCUUUGUUAAAAUGAUGAGAUGCUGAAAUUUUAUUAGCCAGCAGUUAUUUUCUUUAGAAUACAAACAAAAAUAAAACAGUGUGUAGCUUUUUAGAAAGACCAAUGAAAGUAACCCACUAUGGCUGUAGGCUAGCUUAAAAAGAUACCAGGGACUGUGGCUCUUUAAUACAUCAAACAUAAAUAUCACUAAUGUGUAUCAGUGUUUUGAAUCAUAGCUAUAUUACAGGGGUCUUAAAGCUUACAGAGUAUAUAUAUAUAUAUAUUUUUUUUUUUUUUGAAUGACAUGCCUCAGCCUUUGACUCCAGUAUUGCUCUUACUGUCAACAAAUCCCAUCAAAACACUAGAAUAUCCUCCAACAUUCACUAUAUGACUGAUUGUAUCCAUUGCUCUGUUUGUUGUCCCAAGCAAUUACACAUUAAUCCGCCCAUGCUAUUACACUGGUUGGCAUGUUCUUUUAUUACCAUAAACAGAGCCACAGCAAGUUGGUGUACGAGACUCCCACAUACAUCAUCCUACUGUCAUGAAUACUCAUUAGUACACCACCUCCACAGCUGGGAAUAGUCCCAAACAAACACACUACAUACAUUUGCUAGAAGCAAUCAUGAAGCCUUUUUUAAUAAAAUGAAACUAUAUAUUGCCGAUUGUUUUUAAAGAUUUGUGUAGUCUCUGGGAAUGAGUGGACAAGGGGGCUGCAAGCACCAGGCAGGGGAAGAUUGAAGAGAUACUGAGAGACAGGUUAAUACAUUGCUGGUUUUUUCACAAAUGCCAAAGUAUCACCAGCUGUAACCAUUAACUCCAUCCAAAAUGACUGCCAUAAAAACAAAUUGGAUUUUCUUGCCUAAAGGUAAAGUUCUCGAGUUGACAAAAAACAAACAUUAUGUCCACAGUUAUCUACAGUCUUUACCAUAACCCCCCUGCGUCCGCUAGUUCAUCAAGUUUGUUCCUUUCCGCUUGAAUUUGAGAUUUAUUUUAGUUUAGCCCUCGACCCAGGUGUACCACAUUUUUCUAAACCAGAGCUAGUCCCUCAGUAUCAUUGUCCCUCUGGGAUUACUGUGCCAUCAACACCAAGAGGCCCAGUAAAGGAAUCUCAAAGGACUACCACAAACUUUAAUACAAAUCAACAGGCACUGAACAACAGGGAACAGGCAGGAUACUACAUCAGCGUCAUGUUACAUCAGUGUUACAUCAGCCACGGAUUACUCAGACCACUGACUAUAUACAACUAUGUGAGGCUCAUAGAUUCACAUUUUCCUGCCACUAAAUCUGGGCAGACAAUGCGCAUUUGUAUUAAUUUUGUACAUUAUGUACACAUUUUAAUUGGCCUUCCUGCACAGCCAGAACCUAUGACUUGUACAGGUCAGGCGACUGGCCACAGCAAGAUUCAAGAUCAAGAGUGUUGGAAAAAAAGAGAGAGAGACAGCAUAACUUCAACUAUUAAUGGAAACUAAGAGGAAAAAAGUAAACUAUGGAGCCACAGAUGGCUGAGUUACAGACAAGUCUGUUCUGCUACCAAGUUUAGUUUUAUGUUCCAGCAGUCUCUCUUUUUAGACUUUUAGUUACACCAUGAAAAAUUAUUCCAGUAAUAUUAAAAAGAGCCCACUGCAGUAUACAGCAGAAGUUCAUCCAACCAUGUCCUAAGCCAGAACACUGAUCAUUCAGUCAGUUAGUCAUAAGUAGUGACCCCCUCAAACUGCAUAUCAAAGGAUCUUGCAAAAAUUUGACCUGAUAUAUAGAAUUAGUCUGGAAUGACCAUUUGUUCAGUGACUGUCUGAUCUAUUGUACCACAAUAAAAAUAGUGACCCAAAACUUUUGGUUCUGAUGCCUCUGACACAGUGGAGAAGUGCAUUUGUAUACUGUUUUUGUGUUCAAAACACACAAAUUACUCAAACAGCAUUCGGUCCUGCUACAGCAGCUUUCACUGAUUGUAGUGGCAGCACUCAGUGAUGAGAGCACGCUGCGAGUUGACAUGUCUCUUUUGUAGCAGUAUAAUUAUCCUCUUUACAGUUUUUUUUUCCUAUAACUUCUAGAUCUAAUUGUAAGAUAUAAAAUCAUCAUGGGCAGAGUAAUGAGAACAUGAUGGUCCCAGUGCUUCUGUCAUUUCUUUGACAUGGCUUGUGUAUUUGACUAAACUGAGACAUUAAAAUUAAAAUGCUGGCUGAGUCAAGUAAGCCACCGCCAAAACCAAAAUGUCUUAGUUAAAUUGUCGCUGUAACAUGACAAAUUCCAAUUAGACUGUUAAAAUACAAGUUACAGUACGUUGUGCGCAUUGAGAUCCAGUAUUGUAAUGCACAUCUAUCUGGAAACAGCUGGAAAACGUGCCACAAGACGAAAAUAACAACUGGGGAACUUUAAACUGCAAGUGUGAAUGUAUUUAUUUCUGUUUAGAUGGGGUUCUGGGUUCCAGCUUUGUUUCAUUCACACAGUGGUGUGACAAUUUCCAAGUGAACCAAGUAAACCAUCUGAUAAACCAAGAAAGGCAGAAUUAUUGGUAAUUGGUUGAAAAUUUGGUGAGAAAGCGAUGGAGAAUGAAAUAACAACAGUAUUGAUAACAGCUUCAGUUUGUGAUCAACAAGCUCUGUGGGAGUUCUGUCUGUUUUUGUCUUUGUGACCAUCCCACUGUUUAUGAAAUUACAUUCUGAUUGAAUUACUCAUAAAAUCCCUACUCCUCAGCUCAAUUUUUAAGAGUCUCUGAUCAACCAAGAUCCUUUGCUGUUGAACUAUUAAACAUGUUUACUGUACAUAUUAUGCUCUAGUGUGUGAAAACCAUUAAGUUCACUGCUUCCUGUUGUUGGUUGAGUGUAAUUGCAAAGCAUGAAAACGGUUUCAUAUUCAUCACAGGUUAAAGUUUUUCCAGGCUUUGAAAUGAAAACUGUUAUAAUCAUAAUUGUAAGAAUUUAUACUUACGUCUAAGAUCCAAGUCUGUGGAAUGUAUGGGAAAGAAUUUUGAUUGAUGUAUUUGAUUGUUGUAUGUCAGGCCCACAUAUAGGGACUUUUCCUGGAGGCAGUGUUGAGGGUUUGUUGGACAACAGAAAGAGCGUGAGAAGCAUAUAAUCAAGUGCUUGUUUUGCUUUGGGGCAACAAAGAUGAUUAUUUCAAGUGUACACCUUGUGUGUGAAUGCUUUUACUUCAGGUAGAUAAUCAUGCAACGAAGGUGGUGUUGAUCAAGGGCCUCAAGGGUGUCUGUCAUGCAUUUUUCAUAUGUGCACAUUUUGCUGCCAUCACUUUGCAGCUAAUGACUGUCUUGACUCAAUCACUAAAAGAUGUGACAUUUAUUGUUGCAAAUAUUGAUGACAAGUUGCCUCAUUCAUGUGAGGAAUCCUCUUAGAGCUGUAGCAGCAAAUUCAGCAGCAGCAAACAGCUUGUUGGGAAUAACAGGGGCAGAACUGGAUGAUCAGUAUAAGCAGAAGCAGCCACCAUGGCUUAAGGGACAUAGAAUGCGGGAGAGGCUCUAAUUACUGAACAAGGACACUCAGUGUCACUCAUGUGGUGGCAGCAGCUCCCAUUCAGCUUAAUAGAAAUAGUAACGGCUGCAGUUUUUUUUUUAUCUUUGCACCAUCUGUAGGCAAUAAGAAUAACAGCUGCAUAUCUUGUUUGUUAGUUUUUAGCCACAAUAGCAGCGUGGCUGUAGGGGAGGCAUUGUCAGUCAGUCCACCACUUUGGUGCAGAUUGAAAUUUCUCAACAUCUGGUUGGAUUGCCAUGGAAUUUUGUACAAACAUUCAUGGUGGCCAGAGGAUGAAGACUAAUUACUUUGGUGAUCCCCUGACUUUUCCUAUAGUGCCAGCAACAGGUUAAAAUUUUUGUCUCUUAGUGAAAUAUUUUGAUAAUGCUUUGGAGUGCUAUGAAAUUAUCCAUGGUCCAUAGAGGAUGAAUCUUAAUCACUUUGGUAAUCCUCUGACAUUUCAUCUGGUGUCAUCGGCAGGGCACAAUUUGUCCAGUACUGUGGCUUAUUACUAAAUACCUGCAAAACGAAUGACACUGCCAUCCGCCUGAGCUGCAAUUUGUGUUCAGUGCCAAUUAGAAAAAGUUAAUAUUUAGUUAAUAUUUUCUGCUUAAUAAUAGGAAGAGUGUACACACUAAGGAUUGUCCUCACCAAACCUUUUUUUUUUUUUUUUUUUUUUGGAGGUUGUUGUGACAGUGGUGAUGUUUCAUAUUACUGAUUUUUGUUUUUAGGCAACGAGGUAAUGCUGAAUAUAAUAUUACAUACAAAAACAUAAUCAACAGAAAUAAUACUGCUGAAGCCUGAAGACUUAUUGCCUGCAGGUGGCACAAAUGUUAAAAUAAAUGUAGGAUUUGCAGCUCUAAACUGCUGCUGCUAUUCAUCUCCCCUCCUGUAGGCAGGGCAGACUGACAUGCUUAGAACUGGUCUACCAACAACUGAAUAGAUGUCUCUUGUGGGAAAUUUGAAACCUGCUAAAUGUAACCUUUAGUCACAAGCCAGUCCAUGGCAGUGCUGCACAUAAAAACGACAAUAAUAAUAAUAAUGGUCUUUUGCUCAUCGAGAGGCAUACAUUCUAAAACUGUCAAUUGUAGCAUUUUUUAAAUAACAAAAAGGAAAAAUGGACAAAUUGCUUUUAAAUUGUUGUAUGUUGAGCUAAUGUCUAUGUUUAGUCAUAGCUGUUACAUGUUUACUGUAAGAAAUAGUUUUCUGUAGUCAAAAUUAUUGAGUACUUUCUUGUAGCUACUGACUGUAAUACAUUUGCUAUGAUAUGGUUACAUAAUUUUAUAAAGACAUGUUUGAUACAUUUCUUACUGUAUAUAUUACCAUGUCUGUUAACGGUAAUGUGCCAGCUUAAGCUCUGGUGUCAUAAUAUUUGUGGCUGUAAAUCAGGCCAUGCUGGCAUGGCAGAUGAUGUAAAACCAGUGACAUUAAAGGGUACUGAUCAAACUAAUGCAAAAGGAUCGUGUGGGGGGUACAUUGCAAAACACCACAUUAAAGACCAUUCAUCACUAAAGAUCUUCCUAUAUAUUUCUAAAAAAUUGUAGAUUUUUACUAUAAAUGUAAGAAAAAUGGGAACUACUAAAAUAGGCAGCACAUGAAGAAAUUAAAAACAAUUAUCUGUAUCUCAUUAUGAUCUCACAACUGAUGAGUAGUCAAACCUUAUGGCAGUGCAGUGAAAAGGAUCACAUAUCCAUGUGUCCACAUUUUUGAAACUUCACUGCCAUCUUUGUAAGUUUAUUGUAGUUCUUAAUGUUGUUCUCUGUAUCCUGACGUCUUAUGGAGAUAUUCCAUGACCAGAAAAACUGUAAAAUUUGUAGCUAAAGUUUUGAACUGUCAGAAUUCAUGUAGUCAUUUGUAUUUAGAAAAGAAAAAAAUUAGGAUCAACUUGAAGAUUACAUUCAAGUUUGGUUUUUUGUGGUCACUGGGCAGAUCUACUGACAGACUUUGGAAGGUGUUAAUACUCACAUCAGAAUUACAUGCUGUAUGUUGCUAGUUUAUUCUCAUUGUCAUGUACAUGCAACCUACUUGCAACAAAUACCCCUUUUAAACGUCAUGUUAAGUUACUAAGUUUUAGGAUUGUAAAGUCUGCCAGUGAGGCAUAAGAUGUUUUUAUUCUGUGUUUUAUCUUAAGUCCAUUUUGUGUUGCCUCUGUCACGAAAAAAUAUUUUAGGGAACUAUUGAAUGUAAUGUAUAACAUAGAUCCAGUAUGUUCAACAAAGAAUGUAUUUCAUUUCAGGAGAUAUAACGUGGUAUAAUAAGGUAUAAAGGGGAUUACAGCGACACAGGCAGCAGUUUUAAAUUGUCUUUUAUAAAUCCUGUCUGGAAAUUCCCCAGCUGGUCUGGGCCCUGAACAUAAACUUAAGCUCACCAACAACUACACUACUGUACACAUUUUUUACACUGAUCUGUACAGUGAGGACAUUUGUACAGUGAUCAUAAACUCUUCUGUGCAUACUUUAUUCAGUGAAAGACUGAUUCCUGUGGAAACUGAUUUUUCAGAUGUUAUAAAUGUAUGAAUAGCAAACAUGCUAUAACACAGUGGAGAAUAAAUUAGAUGUUAUAACAAUGAUUUGUGAGUACAUUGUAUGUGACAGUUUGUGUUUACAUUACAUUCACAUAAAUGCUGAAAAGACAGAGAAGCCAGCAGUUUGUUUGAGACUGAAACUGAUCAUAUCUGCAGGCUUACAUUUAAUAUUGAUGGGGAAAAAAUGUUUUAAACGUGUUAUUGGUUCAUUUGUUGUAUUGACUUGUGUCCUGAAAUAAAAUUACU